Molecule: messenger RNA, 802 nt
Organism: Camelus dromedarius (Arabian camel)
Lineage: Eukaryota; Metazoa; Chordata; Mammalia; Artiodactyla; Camelidae
Gene: SPEGNB
Product: SPEG neighbor
Molecular function (GO): protein binding; protein kinase activity
Source: RefSeq, a predicted model, not a curated record
AUGUCCAAAGCAGCUCCUGCCAAAAAACCAGCGGCUGCAGCCCCGCCUCCGGGAUGUCCCGUGGAUAUCAACGACCCCCAGGUCCAGAGCGUGGCCAGGUAUCAGGCCUCUUACCGCGGCCACAGGUCCCGGAAGGCACUGCGCGGGAAGAGGCCGCCGCGUUUGCUGGAGCCGCUGAAGGAUGUGGUGCUGAUCGAGGGCAGCGCGGCCAAGCUGACUUACCGUUCGGCUUUCCCGGACCCAUUCAUCCACUGGAGCAAGGAUGGCAAGGAGCUGCGCGACGGGCCCAAGUAUCGCUAUGUCUUCGGAGACCCUGACGUAGUCACACUGGUGGUGAGCGAUGGCGUGCUGGUAGACCUGGGGCAGUACAGCAUUAACGUAACCAACCACUUUGGCCAGUGCUCCGACUUGGCGCGCAUCCUCGUGGAAGUCCCGGCGAAGAUUCAGAAGGGACCGAAUGACACAAAGGCACACAAAGGCACCACGGUUACGCUGACUGCAGAGAUCUUGGGCGCGCCUGCGCCGGAAGUGGGCUGGACCAAGGACGGCGAGGACAUCGAGGAGGACGACAGGGUUUUCUUCGGUAUCAGCAGCACCACCACGACGCUGACCAGCCGCCGGGCCACGCCCGAAGACAGCGGCAAGUACGAAGUGUAUGUGGAGAACAGCCUGAGCAUGGACCAGAGCUUCGGUCUCGUGGAUGUGGCCAGAAAGUGGCCCUCAUACACUUCGCCCUGGCUUCAAGCUCUGGGGUCGUUGGGACCGACAACCCUGCUUCAUAUUGCUUAAUAAAGCUGCUCUC